This is a messenger RNA of Ceratina calcarata, 1161 nucleotides long. It is a transcript of the gene Polr3F, whose product is annotated as RNA polymerase III subunit F. Gene Ontology annotation, biological process: transcription by RNA polymerase III. NCBI's taxonomy places the organism in Eukaryota, Metazoa, Arthropoda, Insecta, Hymenoptera, Apidae. Bases 163 to 1089 code for a protein of 308 amino acids. The record is from RefSeq and is a predicted model, not a curated record. Gene Ontology annotation, cellular component: RNA polymerase III complex. The transcript is spliced from 5 exons.
UAACAGAUUAAUUAACAAACUGCAGCUCUCAUAUAAAUCUCUUUUUCUAUGCUCUCUGCACUCUGUUUUACUUCAAUGAAUGUGAUAAGCACGGAGGCUAUAACCUAACGAAAGUCUGACACGAUCAUAUCAUUUACACACAAUUCUCAUUGAAAUAAUUAAAUGGAGACGACAGCUACUUCUUCGAAGGAACAGGAUGUGGAUACAAAUUCUACGGAGUUAAUUCAACAGAAAAUCAUUGCAUUGGCACAAGCGAAACCGAAAGGAAUAUCCGAUAAAGAUUUAACAAGCGAAAUGCCAGACCUGCAGCCCGCCCAAAGGGCUGAGAUAAUAAAUAAACUUUUAUCCCAAGGCUAUUUCGAUUUGUUUAAACAAGGUGGCUCGUUGUUGUACCGUUUAAAAGAUCCUUCAAAGGCAAAAGUCGCAAAGGGUGCUGACAACGAGGAAAAAAUCGUUUAUACUAUCAUUGAGGAAGCAGGGAACAAGGGAAUCUGGAUCCGCGACAUAAGAUUCAAGUCGAAUCUGAUGCCGACGCAGUUGAACAAAAUUUUAAAAAGCUUGGAGACCAAGAAAUUUAUCAAAGCCGUCAAGUCUGUAGCAGCGAGCAAAAAGAAAGUUUAUAUGCUGUACAACUUGGAACCAGACACGUCUGUCACUGGUGGUGCUUGGUACCAGGAUCAAGAUUUUGAAGCAGAAUUCGUUGACGUCCUCAACCAACAAUGCUUUAGAUUUUUAGAGAAGAAAAGGGAGCAAAUGAAUUCCUGCAGGGAUGGACCGAUCAUGGCUAGGAAUGUUACGUUCGCUUCCUCUAAAGAAGUCUGGAAAUUCAUAUCUGAUUUAGGAAUAAGCAAGGUGAAAUUGUCGGUUGAAGAUUUGGAGAUGAUUCUGAACACCCUGGUCUAUGAUGGAAAAGUAGAACGAAAUGUCUCAGGUGACGGGAACAUUUUAUAUAGGGCAGUGGAACCUUUAUUAAGUCCACCUGGAUUAAUCAAGUCUACUUGUGGAGUUUGUCCUGUGAGGAAAAAUUGCUGUGAUCUCGGUGAUGUCACACCAACUAAGUGUCAAUACCUUACAGAAUGGUUGGAAUAAUGUUGCCUACAUAAAUUGUAUAUACUUUUGCACAUAUUUAAGCUGAACAAUAAAAAAAUGCAUAAAACAGUA